UUAUGGUAUCUCUUGCGUCUCUAUAUAUACCCAAGUAGUGCACAACUGUUUAUGUAGUCCAAACUCCCAAGUGAUUCCAAGCGUGCAGUUAAGCACUUAACUAAGCUAAGUUAACUAGCUCUUAGCCAUGGCAAAGAAUCCGAUGACUCUUCCCAUUUUUAGCAUCUCCCUUGCCUUUUUCUUCUUCUUUCUGAUCACUUCUCCCGCUACCGGAGAAGAGCAAAUCUUCGGAAAGCCGGUAGACCGGAAAUCUCUUGGAAUCAAGAAGGAAAAAUCGAGUCAUUUCCGCUUCUAUUGGCAUGACGUUCUUAGCGGGACCAAGCCAACCUCGAUCAUAGUCAUCCCGCCGGCGAAAAACUCUUCGCCGAUGACUGUCUUCGGGCAGAAACAUAAUCGACAACCCGCUAACCAUAGGGCCGGAUCUGGGCUCCAAGUGCGUUGGAAGAGCGCAGGGGAUUUAUGCUGCAGCGGGUCAGGAAGAGCUUGGGUUCUUGAUGGUGAUGAACCUGGCUUUCAUUGAGGGCAAGUACAACGGCAGCACCCUCACUGUGCUCGGCCGGAAUCCGGCGUUUCACAAAGUCCGGGAGAUAUCCAUCGUCGGCGGGAGUGGGCUUUUCCGGUUCGCUCGCGGCUACGUUGAGGCCAGGACUCACUGGGUUGAUUUCAAAACCGGCGAUGCCACCGUGCAAUAUGAUGCCUAUGUCUUGCAUUAUUGAUUCCACCAUCGGCUAUAGUUUGUUUGUCUCUUUAAACCAUUACUUAAUUAUAUUAUUAAAGCAAAACGAUCACCUCACUAAUUCUGAAAUUAGUAAUGUUUUCUACGAUAUACUCCCUUCGUCGCACAAUGAACUUCACAGUUUUACCUACAUACAUAUUAUGGAAAUAAACUUAGCAUGGG
Cuscuta europaea is the source of this 898-nucleotide messenger RNA. The record is from the annotation of a GenBank genome assembly. Lineage: Eukaryota; Viridiplantae; Streptophyta; Magnoliopsida; Solanales; Convolvulaceae.